GCGCCUGCGCGGGAUCUCCGUCGUGCACGCUGAGGGUAGGAACGGUGUCUCUGGAGCCGCGGUCCCUCGGCUCUGAGGACGUCUCACUAGGGGCUCGCCGCUUAGAACGCUCAGAGCUGCAGGGGCUCGAGGCGGCCAGCGAUGGACCUCCUAAGACUCUACCGGCUCUUUUCUGGUCCCCACCCCAUAGGACUGUCUGUCCUUCAGCACCUGGAUCCUGUUGCAUCCACCCGAUGGACAGGAGGCAGGGGGGGACCUGCACGGCUGAGAUCUGCCCUCUGCAGCUCCUCCUCCACCCUGCCCCUGGGCAGAGGGAGCCAGAAGGAAAUGAGCAGCCUCUGCUCUGACUCCAGUAAGCGCAGCACUGUGGCUCCUCAGGAGGAGGCAGAAGAGAGCUUUGGGGGCCUCUCUGACAAAUUCUCCUCCCGGAGGAUAUUCCACAAAUCAACAGCCCAGCUCUACAACCUGCAGCUCAAGGAACGGGGUGUUGAGGAGGAAGAAUUGGAGCCCAAACUGUGGCGGGGCCGGAGGAACACUCAGUACUGGUACUUCUUUCAGUGCAAACGUCUGAUCAAGGAAGGAAAGCUUGCAGAGGCCCUGGAUCUGUUUGAGAGGCAGAUGCUGAAGGAAGAGCGCUUGCAGCCUCUGGAGUGCAACUACACGGUGCUGAUUGGGGGCUGCGGGCGCGUCGGGUACCUGAAGAAGGCUUUCAGGCUCUUCAAUGAUAUGAAGAAGAGAGACCUGGAGCCCUCAGAUGCCACAUACACAGCUCUGUUCAAUGUCUGUGCGGAGUCCCCCUGGAAGGACUCUGCUCUGCAGAGUGCCCUGAAGCUCAGACAGCAGCUCCAGGCCGCAAACUUCCAGCUCAACCUGAAAACGUAUCACGCCCUGCUGAAGGUGGCCGCCAAGUGUGCAGACCUCAGGAUGUGCCUGGAUAUCUUCAAGGAAAUCAUCCAAAGGGGGCAUGCGGUCACAGAGGAGACCUUCUGUUUUCUGCUGGUGGGCUGCAUCCAGGACAAGAAGACAGGCUUCCGGCAAGCAUUGCAGGUGUGGCGGCAGAUGCUAAGUCUGGGGAUCAAACCGAGUAGGCAUGGCUACAACCUCCUGUUGGGGGCAGCUCGAGACUGUGGUCUGGGGGACCCAGAGGUCGCCUCCAGGCUGCUCCUGACGUCCCAGGAAGAGACCAUCCUGCUCCCGCCCCCAAAGGGCAGGCAUAUGGCAGGGAGGAAAGUCCAGGCUGAGACAGGGCAUGGUGUGUCACUCAGACAUGUGGAAGUACUGGAGAGGCAGCUGUUUCUGGAACCUUCUCAGAAACUCGAGGGGCCACCAGCCCUUCCUGAGGCCAGGGUAACAAGCAGGACCCAGCCUGAGGUAGAAACCCAGGCAGAACCUGGCCACAUAGUAGCCCUCACUCCACUGGCCCCGAAACCUACCCACGUGGAGCUGGAAGCCAAUCUCCUGAGUCUUGGGACUCUCUCCCCCGCUGUGGUCUCCUUUGGGACGGUGGCCACACCUGCUGAUAGGCUGGCCUUGAUGGGGGGCCUGGAGGGCUUCCUGGGCAAGAUGGCAGAACAUGGCCUCCAGCCAGACAUCAAAACCCUCACUCUGCUGGCUGAGGUGGUGGAGCCUGGGAGCUCUGCAGAGUCCUCACUACUGUCCGUCCUGGACAGGCAUAGGGUGGAGGCCGACGUAACCUUCUUCAACACGCUGAUAAGGAAGAAGAGCAAACUGGGAGACCUGGAGGGAGCCAAGGCACUGUUGCCAAUCCUGGCAAAGAAGGGAAUUGUCCCCAAUCUGCGGACUUUCUGCAAUCUGGCCAUUGGUUGCCAUCGGCCCAAGGAUGGUAUGCAGCUGCUUGCAGACAUGAAGAAGUCCCAGGUGAGCCCUAACAUCCACAUCUACAGCACCCUUAUCAACGCAGCCCUCAAGAAGUUGGACUACACCUAUCUCAUCAACAUCCUGAAGGACAUGAGGCAGAACAGCGUCCCAGUAAACGAGGUGGUCAUCCGCCAGCUGGAGUUUGCAGCCAAGUACCCUCCCACCUUUGACCGGUACAAAGAAAAAAACACCUACUUGGAGAAGAUCGAUGGCUUUCGGGCUUAUUACAAGCAGUGGCUGAAAGUGAUGCCAGCAGAGGAAGCCCCCCACCCCUGGCAGGAGUUCCAGAACAAGCCCGUUGGGGACCAAGACACAACUGACAACGCUGGUGGCCUUAGGGACAGAUGACGGAGCAUGCUGCUAUGACAAGUGCCCAGCCUUCACAUUGCUGGGGGAGCCUGGGAGUCCUUUCAACUUUAGAGGCCAAGAAUAUUCCAGAGGCACCACAGCACUUUACAGGCAAAUGCUGGGCUCAGGGUGCCCAGAUCAUAGCAGGUCCCACACCAGGCCAAGACAUCCUGACAAACAAUCAUGGCCACAUAGCACCUACAACAUAGAGCCAGGACUAAGCCCAUCCCCUGGCACUCUUAAAAAAAGAAUGUAGCGAGGAGGUCUAAAGGUUUUAUUUUUACAUAUCUCAGCUGGUGAACACUAAAGUUGUCACCUGUAGAGCUCAUGCUUCCCCUGGGUCUUUUCUCUGAGCACCACUCUGAGAAGAGUUGCUUCAGGCAGUGGCCCAAUAAGCGUAAGUCCCCGGUCCAAAGGCCAGGAUGCAGAGGAGUCAAGGGUGUCAGCCAGAGCAACCCCGGCAGCCACAGUGCGUGCACUCGAUGAUGCGACCCUGAAACAGAAGAACAUUUGAACACACUGCUACAGCCCUGCGCACUCCCUUGCAGAGCAUCUCUACUGGACACUUCUACUUGGGCAUCUGAGCUCCUUUGUGAAGUAGAACAGUUACUACCAGGGGGAAGUUAGUGUCUGUGUGUGAUUGCUAUACCAAGACACUUGCCACUGCCAAGAGGGCUAAAGCCAGAGUUCCUGAGGCUACUGGGGGGGGGGGGGGGGCUGGAGCAAUGCUCUCUUUACCUCCUUUUCUGGAGACCAUGAGCCCAUUCUAAACAAAUAAAGUUCUCUGGUAAAGUUC
Molecule: messenger RNA, 3022 nt
Organism: Mus pahari (shrew mouse)
Lineage: Eukaryota; Metazoa; Chordata; Mammalia; Rodentia; Muridae
Gene: Ptcd1
Product: pentatricopeptide repeat domain 1
Exons: 9
Coding region: 142-2226 (694 amino acids)
Biological process (GO): tRNA 3'-end processing
Cellular component (GO): mitochondrial matrix
Molecular function (GO): protein binding; tRNA binding
Source: RefSeq, a predicted model, not a curated record